Molecule: messenger RNA, 678 nt
Organism: Trichoderma gamsii
Lineage: Eukaryota; Fungi; Ascomycota; Sordariomycetes; Hypocreales; Hypocreaceae
Exons: 1
Coding region: 1-678 (225 amino acids)
Source: RefSeq, a predicted model, not a curated record
AUGGCCACGCUCCUCAAGCGCAAGCGCUCCGCCGCAGAGCUCUGCCCGCCCAACUCUAUGAUGGACGCCUCCGUGCCGGCAGCCCUGCACAGCCGCACCCUCAAGCGCUACCGCGACAACAGGCCGUCGGACGACGAGGUCCAUCGUAAGUUCUACGAAUGGCGCGCCCACCACCAUCUGAGCAUCCCCAACUCAUCAUCUUGCGCGCCCGCAGAGCACACCCUGGGCCUGCUGUACUCGGCUCAGCAGCGGCCUCAGCAGUUUCAUCCCCAAGAACCCCCGAUUGCUGCCGCGCCGGAGCAGCCCCUCGUUGCCGAGUCGUCGUUAUCGUCGUCGUCGAACAGCCAGCAGUCGCUGCACCGCUUCUGGAGCAUCGGCUCCGAGCCCAGCUCGGCCGGCUCGACGCCCGGCAUCGAGACGCCCCCCGUGCUGCUGCCGACCGAGUGCGACGACUGCGGCAGUGCCCUCCUCGCGGGCGGGAGCGACGGCGACGAGAUGGACGUGGAUAGCAGCAGUGCCGUCGAGGACUCGGCCUGUGGCGCUUGCGGCAAGCACGUCUGCUUUAGCUGCUCGGUGAGCAACCUCGGCGAGCAGAAGCGUUGCUUGCAGUGCGCGGGACGGAGAGUCUGGAUUGGCGGCAUUGGCUGGACCGAUGCUGGCGGCGUUUCCGUCUGCUAA